This is a messenger RNA of Notodromas monacha, 1769 nucleotides long. The record is from the annotation of a GenBank genome assembly. NCBI's taxonomy places the organism in Eukaryota, Metazoa, Arthropoda, Ostracoda, Podocopida, Cyprididae.
GUAGCAAUCUUAAAUUAUACAAGCGCAAUAUUUUUAUUCAAAAAUUGGAAAUCAUUUUCACAGGCCCCUCGUAUUUGAUCAGUCUUAUUCCUACGGAAAUUGUCAUUAAAUCAAAACCUAAAUCACUCCUGAACAUCAGUCGUACCUCUCAAUUGACAAGCACUUAUCGAAGCCAUCUUCAACCCUAUUCGCCGUGGUGAAGAAUGAGACAAUGACACCUCCGAGUGUCACGAUCUGUCCUGAACCAGGGAUGAACUUGGCAGAAGUUCAGCAGUUGAUUGAAUCCUGGGAUUACUUGAAUGUCACAUCACCAGCAACGGAUUUCCUCCAACUAGCAUUUCAACGCAAUUCAUCUUUGCUGAAUGAAUACUUGACCAAAAUAGGUUACAGACCGCAAGAAAUAAUUACUGGAUGCAACUUGGCGUCAACGAAUUGCGUUCCUGGAAAAAAUUCUGCCCAAGCAAGAACAGCAGCUGGAGAGUGGACAAUUCAGUGGUACAAAAGACUUCACUUAGCAAGUAUUCGGGCAUGUUUUUGCUUCAGACCGAACGUGUCUAUGUCAGCUGGAAUCAGCGAAAUGUUCGUCAUAAGACUUGAAAUCCCCUACAAAUCUCUCAGCGUCAACGGAAAACCAGUCAUCUUUCGGCAGGGAAAGACUAUAUCAGCAUCAGACAUCGGCUGGUUCGUUUACUUUCAUCAGAACUCGGCGAAAAUCACAGAUCUGGACAGAAUUUCGUACAAGCCGUAUCACUUUUUUGAACCCACGAACAAUCAACUUUACGUCCAAUUUACAGCGCAACAUUUGAGUUUCUUAAACAAGGACGAUUCUCCGUGUACGGAAGAACCUGGGUACACCUACGUGAAGUGCGUGGAGGACUGUGUGAUGUCUUCGGAGUAUUUCAAUUGUUCCAUUCCAUUGCCAACGGCGAAUUACGACAAUGUAAAGAAGAACACAUGCGCAACACCCUCGGAACUCGAAACCUAUACUCGAGCAUAUGGCGGGAUGUGGAAUAAUAAGCAAGGAAGACUGGUUGAGUUGGAGAAGAAUUGCGGAUGCCCGAGAAGGUGCGAAAUGAUCCGGUACACAGCGCAUUUAGUUCAAAACCGCGUCAAUGAUGGAUCAUCCGCAAUCAUCGGAACCACAUCAAAUGACAUCGCGAACAUAAGCGUCGUCAACAGGACCAAUUUCGUGGUGAUCCGUGGCUAUUUCCCUUCGUCCGAAUUCGAAAGUUUCACGGAGCAAUGGAGUUUUGAUAUAAUUCAGCUCUUCGGAGAACUUGGAGGAAACGCGGGGUUAUUGCUGGGAAUCUCCGUCUUAUCUAUUUACGAAGGAUUGGAGUUCCUGGUGCUAUUAUUUUCGGGUGGACUCGACCGAAGAACAGGCCCCAACGCAUUUCCUAAAGUCGGCACGAGAGAACCAGCGACCGUAAGCGCAGAUAUCGUUCAAGAACUUCAUAGUACACUAUAAGGUUCGUGCGUCGCAGAGAAAAAACUUGUUCAAAAUCGCCGGAAACCUGUUAAUUUUAUUCGCGGGGACUCCAAAAGACGAUCGGACCCAGCGGCAAACACAAAAUGAUUGCAAAUUUCGGAUCACAAAAAUAGACAUGGGUAAUACUGUACGAGAUUAUUUUCUAGGAGGAAUACUACCGCAAAAUUGAUCACCUCCUCUCAAUCAUUUCAUUUAAUUUCGAAGACACAAUUUUUUUCGAUUUUGAUGCCAUCUGUAAGCUUACCCGCAUACAACUUACCGUCUGGCAUUUUUCUAAGCC